AUGGCUUGGGGUCGUCUCUCGCACGUUGUUACUGUGUUCUCAGUCAUCACUUUCACCGUCACCCUUAUCACUCUCGUUUUCACGUACCUGAAUUGGCGCCGAAGGAAACAGGCCGACAGACUGAGGGAAGACAUCGUUGAUUUUCGGGAAUUUGUCUUGAAACUCGAGCCGUACGUCAGACCGAUGCCCGACUAUUUUAUCAUGGACGAGUCAGAGCGACUGCUCAACAACACUCUGCCGCUUCUCACCCUGUUACCGGAAUCGUCAAGUUCAUCUUCCCAUUCUGAUAUCGUGGACUCCGACCGAAGUGAGGGAACUCUGAGCUGGUUGUGGAGACUGCUAUCAUGGGGCAAUUUGGGGCAGGCGGGCGAGCCAUCGGCGAGGAGCUCACCCUUCUACGCAGGGCCGGUGAUUAGUAGCCUUCGGGUGAAGCUAAGAUGA
Molecule: messenger RNA, 441 nt
Organism: Talaromyces proteolyticus
Lineage: Eukaryota; Fungi; Ascomycota; Eurotiomycetes; Eurotiales; Trichocomaceae
Exons: 2
Coding region: 1-441 (146 amino acids)
Source: RefSeq, a predicted model, not a curated record